AUAGGCAAAGAACCUGGUGAUCGAGUUGCGCUUCUCUUCCAGGUUGAACUCGGCGCGCGGCACAAACUCGUCGGCUCUCGUCAGGAGUAUCGCAGGAUCAAAGAUCCAGAAUGGGUCAUGGAGUCGCUUGGCCAUCCCUGUGGGGAGUGCAAAUCGGGUCUGCGACGAGCGAGCGUUGGGGCGGUGGAAUGCGUUGAUUCAUCUUGUUGGCGCUGCGUCUGGAGUUCUGUGUGGAUUUUCUGUGCUGGAUGAAUCAAACAGAAAGGCGCUGGACUUUUUCUCUUUCCCCUCCAUCUCGCAGACCACAUCCAAGCAAGCCAUGCCCAAGCGAGCCAGCACGCAGCCCCCUGCUCCCCGAGGCACCAAGCGUCUCAAGCGCACGAUCUGCUACGUCGAUGGGUUCGACUGCUCUGGGGUUUCCAUGAGCGAUCUCGUGGCCACCCAGCCCAACCUCGACCAACUGGCGGAAAUCGUGAACGCCUGUGUCAUGGAAGGAGACCUGCUCUGGAUUCUCGAGCCCCGCGAUAUCAUCAGGCUCAUGCGGACCUGUCGCUACAUGUUCUGCUUCCUGGCGAGCUUCAAGGCCAUCGCCUUUCGCAGAUGGAUGUCCAAGAACGGGCUCGGGAUAAUCAGCUCGUCGCUCACAACAGACAGCCUAACCGUCUCGAACCCCUUCGAGAUCGGCCUCUUCGACUAUGAGGUCAAGAAGGUAUUGACUGAUCUAUUCCCCAAGAGCCCACCCCUCCACGAAAAUGUACGAUGGCUCCAAACCAGAAUCCAGAAGCAAGAAACCCCCGAGCUCCGCGUGCUCGCGAGGAGUGUUGCUGCUCGCAUCAAGCUGAUCAGGUCGAAAUCAUCCAAAGAUCAUUUGCCUGGAUUCACCACAUACAACAUGUCGCAAGCCCUCUUCACAGAGAAUCAAGAACUUUCUCAAGGAGGAGACAUCUUUGCUUCGCUCGCGAUUCUUCACAAAAACAUCGUCGAUUCCAGGUUUGCCACAGGCAAAGCGACUCUGAUGGAAAUCAUUCGCUUGAUCGAAGACAAGGGAAGCAUUAUUGCGUCUGACAUGCUUCUGAGGAUCAACGUGGAUAUUGUGAAGUUGCUUCCUGAUUUCCACACCACAUACAUUGGCGCCGAUGUCACCGGCGACUUCUACACACAUGCUCUCGCCAUCAAGGACGGCAAGCGUAGCUACACAGCUUCCGAUCGGCUGCGACACUACUACUUCUUGCAGCGGGCUGCAACAAAUGGCGAUUCCAGAGCACUCCUCGAUCUUGCCCAGAUGUUCAUGGGCGCUGGUAUCAGACAACGCACCACACCCAUGCUCGCCGCGGUAACUUCUUUCGACGGCCUCGACCCCUUUGUGGUUUAUCGCUGCGGGAUGUACAUCAUGAAAAAUGAAGUACUGAAAAAAAGAGUUGCAAUACGUUUCUUCGAGUCGAUUCAACACCCUGACCUUUUGAGACAGCUUGGAGUCGCAUUUUCCAAGCCCCGAUACAGGGACCCCAACCCCAUCCUCGCACUCUACUGGUUCAAACGAGCUGUUGAAUAUGGAUGCAAAGAAUCCGAGACGCACAUCCAGGAGCUUCAGAGUCAUCCAGAGCACUUUGACAUCGCCAACUCUCGAAAGGCAGAGAAUUGUCUCUUGAAUACCAAGUGCAUAUGUUCAGAGUCCACAUACGAUGCUAUCCUUCGCAUGUUGAACGAAGUCCCCCUUCCACUCCAUUUGCGCAUUGCGAAAUAUAUCAGAAGUCAUGGACAUGUCCCUAGGUCCGAAGCAGAAUAUCAAAUGUGGCUCGAGAUCAAGAAUUCAAGCAAUCUGUCGAUCGAGCAACAACAAGAGGGACUCAUGCUCCUGGCUCAAGCCACGAAGAAGGACCCUCAAAAACAUGGUGCGGAAUUCGAACAAGAGUACAAGGUUGCGAUCCAGACGAUGGAAUCUGAGAAGAGAACCACGAAACCAGAUUCGAUGUCGCUGUUCGACAUGGGAAUGGCACUGUACUCCAAGCCCAUUUGCGAACAUCGACUGGCGUACAUGAUGUUCAGGAUGGCAGACCGGCUCGGGGAUCCCAGGGCACAUGGGAUGGUCGAGGUCUGUGAGAGAAAGUGGGAUGCAGUGGUUCACGACCUCGUGUGA
Polychytrium aggregatum is the source of this 2137-nucleotide messenger RNA. RefSeq lists its product as uncharacterized. Gene Ontology annotation, molecular function: protein binding. The annotation marks the transcript as partial. NCBI's taxonomy places the organism in Eukaryota, Fungi, Chytridiomycota, Chytridiomycetes, Polychytriales. The record is from RefSeq and is a predicted model, not a curated record. The transcript has a single exon.